Messenger RNA from Fusarium vanettenii 77-13-4, 1980 nucleotides. RefSeq lists its product as uncharacterized. The transcript is spliced from 3 exons. The coding region runs from base 1 to 1980 and encodes 659 amino acids. NCBI's taxonomy places the organism in Eukaryota, Fungi, Ascomycota, Sordariomycetes, Hypocreales, Nectriaceae. The record is from RefSeq and is a predicted model, not a curated record.
AUGUCGGCUCUUCCAGACUCGCCCAGCUCAGAAUAUACCUUUGGGAGCGACGACCCCGCCGAUUACUGGGCAGAAGGGGACAGGCCUGAAUGCAACAUAUGCCGCGACUUUAACCCAAGAUACCUACAGCUUGAUGAUACUAGCAACAUCCAUUGCUACUCGAGCCUGUUGCGUUCAUCAAGGGACGGUUGCGUUACAUGCAAAAUGCUGGAGGAAAUCAUCACUGGCCUCUACAAAUUCGAGGACGCAUCUACCAUAGCCUUCAACUUCGCCGAUAACUACUUCGCGCUCUGGCCUAUGCGGGAUUCAAGCGUCCAUAUUGGGAGCAUAGGAUUGCACCAAGCAUCUGACGCUCCUUUUCCAUGGGGCUUAACAUGCAAAGAAAGAAUUUACCCCGAGAGUACAGCAUCACAGGCCAGCCACUCUUGGACCGAAGACCAGCUUCAGACUUGCCUUACUGAGCACCCGGGAUGUGGCGCUACCACAGAUGACCCUCUGUUGCCUACCAGAGUGGUUGACGUGGGAAUGAGGGGUAGCGAGACGAUAAAGAUCCUUGAAACAAAGGGUUUGCGAGCAAAAUACGUCACGCUCAGUCACCGUUGGGGAGACCCGACAUUGAUGCCCACCAAACUCACGGCACACACUCGAGCCCAAUAUCUACAGGGCAUCCCGUAUGAAGCGCUUCCACGCACUUUUCGAGAUGCUGUCACAGUAACAAGGAGUCUAAACAUUCGCUAUCUCUGGAUUGACUCGUUAUGCAUUAUCCAAAAUGAUGAUGGUAAAGAUACACCCCAGGAUGAGCAAAUACACCAAAAAGACUGGGAAAAUGAGGCUAGGAGAAUGUGCUCUGUGUAUCAGAAUUGCUAUCUGACGCUUGCGAGCUUGAAUUCCUCUGACUGCACGGGUGGUCUAUUCUUCAAGAGAGACAAGGUCCUGAUGGAGGGCGACAGUGACAAGGGCCGAUAUCACUUUGAGGCGUGUAGGAAAACCGUGCACUUCGCGACAUCUUUCCCGUUACUACGUCGUGGUUGGGUAAUGCAAGAAUCCCUUCUCUCGCCAAGGACGCUAUUCUACGGCAAAGAAGAGCUCCUCUGGCAAUGUAGGACUCACAAAGUCUGCCAAUGCGAGGGUUUCGAUCGCCUCAGGGGAGUGAGCACCGGUUUUCAGAAGUUGCCCUCGGCGGAAAAUGCUCGAGUCGACUUUACGCGCCCCAAGCUCAUCAAUACAUGGUACGACAUCAUCACGGAGUAUACCUCCACUUCCCUGACUCAUGUCACCGACAAGUUAGUUGCUAUCGAGGGCAUCGCCAAGUACAUGCAGCCCCUGAGGAACUCUGAGUGUCUGGCUGGGUUGUGGACUGACUCCCUUGCACUCGAUCUUCUUUGGAACAGUGAUGCUCACGAUUAUGGAGAUCACGAUUAUGGAGAACCUACGAGGACGAUCCAGGCCGAUCCCAAAGGCAAAACAAGGUGGAGCUCGGGGAAAUGGCUCUUCCCAACCUGGUCCUGGGCGUCUAUCCAAGGAGAUACAGGUUGGGAUUGGACCAGUUAUCUCAUCACGGAUUAUUCACCAGACACUAUUCUCAUUCAGCACAUUACUGACAGAUCCUCGCCACCCAACGAGUUAAGAUUGCGCGGUGUACUCGUUCCAAGCACACUUGGGGUGAUACGAAAAGUCCUCAACUCCAGAGAACUCUACUGCCCCGAUCUGAGAAACCAAAAGAACACUUUCGGUGCGGACAAGAGCGUAGAAUGCUUGCGAGUUAUUCAUUCAGGCAGGGACUACGUUUCUCUUGCUCUUGUGUGUGUAGACGAAGAGAAGAAGCAAUACGAGAGACUAGGGCUUCUUAUGUUUCGAUAUUCUGGACAUCCAUUCUGGAAAUGCCUUGAGGCAGAAACAGGAACAGAAGUGGAGGUACCAAAGUGGUGGGCACUUUCUGAAAAUUGGAAGGGGGAGGAGGUCGAGAUUACCUUGAUUUAG